GUCAGUAUGGCUAAAGAAAAUCACUCCUUGACAACUGAGUUCAUCCUCAUAGGAUUCACAGAUCAUCAACUGCUGAAGACCAUUCUGUUUGUGGUGUUCCUUACCAUCUAUCUGAUCACCAUGGUGGGGAAUCUUGGUCUGGUGGCAUUGAUUUACAUGGAGCAUCGUCUUCACAGGCCAAUGUACAUCUUUCUGGGUAACCUUGCGCUGAUGGAUUCCUGUUGUUCCUGUGCCAUUACCCCAAAGAUGUUAGAGAACUUCUUUUCUAAGGACAGAAUGAUUUCCCUCAAGGAAUGCAUGGCACAGUUUUACUUUCUCUGCCUUGCUGAAACUACAGAUUGCUUUCUUCUGGCUGCAAUGGCCUAUGACCGUUAUGUGGCCAUAUGCAGCCCACUGCAGUACCACACCAUGAUGUCAAAGAGACUUUGCAUCCAGGUGACUAUAGGGGCCUACAUAGCUAGUAACCUACAUUCUAUGAUUCACAUAGGGUUUCUGUUAAGGUUAAAUUUCUGCAGGUCUAAUCAAAUUGACCACUUUUUUUGUGAUAUUCUUCCACUUUAUAGAUUAUCUUGUACUGACCCUUAUAUCAAUGAACUAAUGAUAUAUAUUUUUUCAAUGCCAAUUCAAAUCUUCACCAUUGCUACUGUCUUGAUCUCUUAUAUCUGCAUCCUUUUCACUGUUUUCAAAAUGAAAUCCAAAGAGGGGAGAGGUAAAGCAUUUUCUACCUGUGCAUCCCACUUUCUAUCUGUCUCAAUAUUCUACAUUUGUCUCCUCAUGUACAUUCGACCAUUUGAAGAUGGGGACAAAGAUAUACCGGUGGCAAUUUUUUAUACAAUAGUAAUUCCUUUAUUAAACCCUUUUAUUUAUAGCCUGAGAAAUAAGGAGGUAACACAUCUUCUGAAAAAAGUUAUGAGGGAAUAUAAUAUUCUUAAACAAACUUCCUCUCUGGAAAACUGA
Manis pentadactyla (Chinese pangolin) is the source of this 957-nucleotide messenger RNA. RefSeq names its product olfactory receptor 5K4-like. Gene Ontology annotation, molecular function: olfactory receptor activity; G protein-coupled receptor activity; odorant binding. The record is from RefSeq and is a predicted model, not a curated record. Lineage: Eukaryota; Metazoa; Chordata; Mammalia; Pholidota; Manidae. Gene Ontology annotation, biological process: sensory perception of smell; G protein-coupled receptor signaling pathway. The coding region runs from base 7 to 957 and encodes 316 amino acids. The transcript has a single exon. Gene Ontology annotation, cellular component: membrane.